AUGGCAGCACAACGGAUUGUAUGGUUCGUCUGGAUCCAACUUUUCCUUAAUACUUCCGAUGCAAUAAUGUCAGGUGGAAGGAAACUCACCACCAGCGACGAUGCUACUCAUCACCCUGUUUAUGACACAUCCAACCUUUUUGUUUCGAUGAUAAAGCUAAUCAUACAUAUAAACUACUGUACUUGGACAAAUUUUGCUCACACAGAUUUCAUAAACAUUGACUGCGGAGCAAGCAGUGGAUACCCUGAUCCACAAACAGGAAUCUCUUAUCAGACAAACAUAGGAUUCGUAGAAACAGGAACAAAUUUCAUGGUGGCAACUGAGAGCAGAUUGGACAUAGAUUUUCCUCUUUUUGGAAGACAACUCCAGACGUUGAGAAGUUUCCCAGAAGGAAAAAGAAACUGCUACACCUUGAAACUAAAACAGGCCGCCAAAAACAACAAUUACCUCGUCAGAGCUUUCUUCGCAUAUGGAAAUUAUGAUGCCAAAAAUCGAAGUCAAACAUUUGACUUGUACCUCAAUGUCGAUUUUUGGAAAACUGUGCAUUUUAACGAUGAGACUAGUGGUUAUGAAUUUGCAGAGAUUAUCCAUACUCCCACAACAGACACCAUCCUCGUUUGCCUAGUCAACACUGGCAGAGGAAUACCUUUCAUUUCUUCAUUGGAACUACGACCUCUUGGCAAUUCUAUUUAUCUGACUCGGUCUCCUUCUCAAUCAUUUUUAGUCCUUGACACGAGAGUUGAUGUCGGUUCCAUUCAGUCGACUUCAAGCUUGUUUAAAAGGUUUAAGGAUGACAUCUAUGAUCGUGUGUGGCGUGUGGACAGUAUUUUCAAAGAUGAAGGUUAG
Neltuma alba is the source of this 846-nucleotide messenger RNA. Its product is annotated as probable LRR receptor-like serine/threonine-protein kinase At4g29180. The record is from RefSeq and is a predicted model, not a curated record. The coding region runs from base 1 to 846 and encodes 281 amino acids. NCBI's taxonomy places the organism in Eukaryota, Viridiplantae, Streptophyta, Magnoliopsida, Fabales, Fabaceae. The transcript is spliced from 4 exons.